UCUCAGUCGCUGUCAAUACGAAACGUUGGGUUCCAUUUUUGUGCGGAUGAAAACGGCCAUACAAUACGACGUUUUGAAAAUUCAAUAAAAAUAGGAUAUAUCAAUAAAAGACAAACACUUUUCUUUUGAUAUUGGACAUUGUUAAUUAAACAAUAGAGGAAGAAAUCUCUUAAUGCAAGCAAAAGGUGUAAAAGUUGGUGGUGGUGGAGGUGUUGUGCAAUGAUUAAGAGGUUGUUGUUCAUCACCGGUCAGUGUGCAACCUUAACUUACUUUUUUUAUACCUCAAAAAAAAAAGUUAUUAUUGUGCAGAGUGAGUGGUGUGUCUGUGUCAUGGGCAACCAACCAGUUUCACUUGCCCUACAGUCUUGGUGUGAAUAAAACAAAACAAUAGAAAUGCAUCAAAGAAAAUUUAAAAAAAAAUAUCUACAUUUGGAAUAUUAACGAAUAGUAAUUUUUAAUCUGUGUUAAAAGUUCAGGGUUGGACAAUUCAUCUGCGGAUAUUGCCAAAUAUUUUAAAUUACCUUAGAUUUGCCUACGCUAGAAAGAAAAUGACCAUCGAAGCCAGUGGUGGUGGUGGCGGCGGUGGCAUUAUUGCCAAUUUAUCCGACAAAAUUGGAGCUCCUGAAGCAGCCAUACGUUUAUUGCUUACCCUCUUGGCAGGCUAUCCCAUUGCACUUAUAUAUCGUUUCCUAAUCCAACCACAAUCUUCAAAACCUGUCCAUCACAUCUUCUUUUCCCUGUGUGGAUUUGGUUUGUGCUUUUUCAAUUAUGGCCUAAAUACUUAUCACAGUUUAGUUUGUAUUUGGAUAACAUAUUUAUUGGUGCGACUCUUACGCAACUCUCCCACCCAGCUGGUGGGGGUGAAUUUCAUAUUUCACAUGAUUUACCUGUUGACGGGUUACUAUUUUACCGAAAGCAAUGAAUAUGACAUCCUAUGGACAACUCCACACUGUGUGUUGACAUUGCGUUUGAUUGGUUUCGCGUUUGAUGUGGCGGAUGGUGUUAAGCCCCGGGAGAAGUUGUCGAAAGAUCAAUUGGAAUGUAAUUUGGAAAAGGUGCCCUCACUGUUGGAACUAAUGGCCUAUGCCUAUUUUCCGGGCUCAUUUUUGAUUGGUCCCCAGUUUCCGUAUCGUCGUUAUCAGCGUUUUAUCAAUGGUGAAUUUAUGCAGUACAAGGGUUAUGUACGAACUGGAUUGAUACGUUUAUGCCUGGGAUUGGUGUAUUUGUUGAUCCGACAAGUGGGAGCCAUGAUGUUGCCCGAUAAUUACUUCCUCACAGAUGCCUAUCGUAAUCAGGCGUAUUUGUGGCGCCUUAUUUAUUUGGGUCUGUGGGGCAAGUUUUCUUUGUAUAAAUACAUUUCCUGUUGGCUAUUGGCCGAGGGAGCCCUAAUGUGUUUGGGUUUCACCUAUAAUGGCAAACAGGCUGAUGGCAACGACGAUUGGUAUGGCUGUUCCAAUGUUAAAUUAUAUCUCCUGGAAACCGGCAAUACCAUGGAACAUUAUGUCAAAUCCUUCAAUGUCAAUACCAAUCAAUGGGUGGCCUCCUAUGUCUAUAAGAGGCUGAAAUUUUUGAAUAAUCGUGAAAUAAGUUAUGGUGCAGCAUUGGGCUUUUUGGCUGUGUGGCAUGGUUUCCACAGUGGCUAUUAUAUGUCGUUUUUCAUUGAGUAUAUGAUUGUUACAACGGAAAAGCAGGUUGAAGACUUGUACAAAAAGGACAUUGUACCCAAUUAUGGCGGCCUGGUGAAUUCCAUGCCCUUUAAGCUGUUGAAAUUCAUUGCCCUGAAAUCAUAUAAUCUAAUAUAUAUGGGCUGGUGUUUGACUCCAUUUAUUUUCCUCAGCUUCGAUCGUUGGCUUGAGGUCUUCAAGGCUGUCAAUUAUUUCGGUUUCAUCUAUGUGGCCAUGUGGUUUAUAUUCUUCAAGGUCUACAAGAAGAUCAAGUCAGCACAGCGACGUAAGGCCAAUGAACGAGUACCCAGUCGAGCCACUGACCUCUCGCCCACAAUGAAUGAAUCUCAGAGUAAAGAUAGUGGCAGUAAGGCUACCGACCUCUCACCCAAUAUGCAGGAUAAUAAAAAGGACAAUUAGAUAGGUCAAAGAAAGGAGAAAGAAGACAAAACUAUACCUCUCAUUGGUAUAAGGGUCACCUAAACGAUUUUGAAAUCAAACGAAAACGUGGAAAAAAAUUAUCAAUUAUCAUGCAGCAUAAAAGGGAUAUUCCAACAAACAAAGGAAAGCUUUAAGAAAUUUUGUAUAUAGUCUUAAUUAUAAUGAAUGAAUGAAUGAUUGGGUGGGAACCCUCAAUCAAUUAUUCAUUUUAUUUUUUUAAUUUAGUAAUUUUAAGAAACCCCCCUAUGCCAUGCCCGGUAUUAUUAAUAAUGACUUUUAAGAAUGCUAGUAGGUCCCUUCUUGGUUUGUUUGGUCUACACAUGUUUUUUUUUUUUUACUUAGUUUUAUUUAUUUUGUUCUGGGCCACAAUUCUGGUUCUAUGAAGUGAAAGACUUGAUAAAUAAAAAAUGAUGAAAUUAUUUUUCAUUUUAUAUUUUCAUGGAACAAGAAUCUAGGGCUUGUUUUGUUUUUACUUUUAAGUGAUGCCUUAUUCAAUUUUUAUCUAGUCACAAGAAUAAGUAAUGUUAUCUUAAAAGGCAGACGACAACAAAAACACAUUAAUAUUUUCUAAUUAGUCAGUCUUUUUCUUUUUGUUUUCAUUAUUUUCAUAUCUUUAAAAAUCUUUAAAAACACACACUUUUUCACCUAUCAAAACAAAAAAGAAAAGAAACACACAUCUACUACACACUUGUAUUACAACAAAAAUAUAUAUAACGGACUUAUGAUACAAUAACAAAACUAUAAACCCCUAUAUGUCAAUGACUUAUUAACUUCUAUUCUAAUGGGAAUGGCUUCAGUGAUGAUACAUUGCCAGCCAAAAAAAAAAAAAAAAAACGAUAAGAACAACUCAAAUCACUCACUCACUCACUAUUUCACUUAAUAAUAUUUACUAAUCAAGGAAUUGCAAUGGUGUUUAACUUACAAUAAGUUGUGUCUGCGUGCGUGCGGAGGGUAUGUUUUAAAAAAUAUAUAAUCCUUAAAAAAUAUAUUUUUGUAAUCACAAACAAAAAAAUAAAAACGAAACGAAAAACGUCUGACUUAUGAAUGAAAGAAAGAGUGAAAUAAAACAUUUUAAUAAAUCACAAAAUAAAACAAAAAAA
This is a messenger RNA of Musca domestica (house fly), 3205 nucleotides long. RefSeq names its product lysophospholipid acyltransferase 5 (gene nes). The transcript has 7 exons. Gene Ontology annotation, molecular function: lysophospholipid acyltransferase activity; 1-acylglycerophosphocholine O-acyltransferase activity. Bases 549 to 2084 code for a protein of 511 amino acids. NCBI's taxonomy places the organism in Eukaryota, Metazoa, Arthropoda, Insecta, Diptera, Muscidae. The record is from RefSeq and is a predicted model, not a curated record. Gene Ontology annotation, biological process: lipid modification; phosphatidylcholine biosynthetic process. Gene Ontology annotation, cellular component: membrane.